Eruca vesicaria subsp. sativa (arugula) is the source of this 551-nucleotide messenger RNA. The record is from the annotation of a GenBank genome assembly. NCBI's taxonomy places the organism in Eukaryota, Viridiplantae, Streptophyta, Magnoliopsida, Brassicales, Brassicaceae.
GAAGAAAACACAUAGCACAUACAGACAUACUUAUUGAAGCUUUAACAUUUUUUUUCACAGAAACUUCAAAAGAGCGUAAAAGAGAAUGGGAACAGCUACGUUCAUAGAUAUUCUUCUUGCUAUCCUUUUGCCUCCUCUUGGUGUCUUUCUCAGAUAUGGUUGCGGGGUUGAGUUUUGGAUAUGUUUAGUUUUGACGCUGCUUGGGUAUCUUCCUGGGAUCCUCUACGCCCUUUAUGUCCUCACGAAAUGAUCAUUUACAUCCAUCUAUCCCUUUUUUUGUAUCUUCAUCUCCUUGAACAGCUGGUUCGUCGUGUUUUAAUCUUCUUGUGUGACUGAUUCAUCGUUUCUUUCACCAGGGUUUUAUCGUUGUUGUGUUUGCAUUGUUAUAUAAUUUUUCUUAAUCCUUCUUUUGUGUCAAGAUCUUGUUUAUCUGCUUUUUAAUUAAUAUUUACUACUAGAAAUUAUGUUUGCCUUGGUUGGUCUCAUAGGACAACCAUGAGUUGAUAUUGUAUAGUUUAUCAAUUUCAAAUAAUUACAAAUCCUACCGCAAU